Messenger RNA from Xiphias gladius (swordfish), 1395 nucleotides. It is a transcript of the gene nipsnap3a, whose product is annotated as nipsnap homolog 3A (C. elegans). The coding region runs from base 92 to 1045 and encodes 317 amino acids. Gene Ontology annotation, cellular component: mitochondrion. NCBI's taxonomy places the organism in Eukaryota, Metazoa, Chordata, Actinopteri, Istiophoriformes, Xiphiidae. The record is from RefSeq and is a predicted model, not a curated record. The transcript is spliced from 6 exons.
GAAACUAAAGGAGCGGGAAGCUAAUAUACGUGUCAAACGUGUGUCCAAACGACGAACAUGACUUUUACUGCCUAUUUAGAGAAAGUUACAAAUGAGGCCCCAGCGGCAGAAAAUGCGCGAUACGACGUUUUGGGGCUCAGCCUGGAAUCUCGUUGGGCGCUGGACUUUUUCUCUGUGCGCAGUGAGACCUCCGCACGCAGAAGAUCUCUGGCUGCCCGAGAACUUCCUCGGCCUCUUUCUGCUGCUGCGUUUGUUCUUCUGCCACUUUUGCUUCAGCAUGUUGAGGUUGAGAAGCUCCUCGCUGAGAUCAGCUGCUGCGCUGAUCUCACCUGCUGCUGCUGCUGCUGCUGCUGCUGCUCAGCCUCGUGUGCACCUUUCGACCGACGCCCAGCAGAAACACAAAACCUUUUAUGAGUUCCGCACCUACUGCAUUCGUCCAGACCAGAACGCCGCCUUCCUCAAAUUGACUAAUGAGAAGAUCCACCUGCGCACCGCCCACUCUGAGCUGAUUGGCUACUGGAGCGUCGAGUACGGCAGUCUGAACCAGGUUUUCCAUAUAUGGAAGUAUGAGAGUUACUCUCAGCGGGCAGCAGUUCGGGCAGCCCUGGCUCAGGACCCCUCCUGGAUCUCAGAGUACAUCUCCAAGGCGAUGCCAAUGCUGACGUCUCAGGACAACGAGGUCACCUACCUGGUUCCCUGGAGCCGCCUGCAGAGGCCGCCACAGGAGGGUGGUGUCUAUGAGCUGGUUUCCUACCAGAUGCGUCCCGGUGGUCCGACCGUUUGGGGCAACGCCUUCCAGGCUGCUCUAACUUCCCACGAUGCACCGGGAUAUGGCACGCUGGUGGGAGCUUUCCACAGCGAGUUUGGCCAGCUGAACAGAGUUCACGCCCUCUGGUGGUUCGAGAGCGCCGACCAGCGAGCUGAUGUUCGACACAAAUCUCACACCGAUGCCAGAGUGGUCGCCGCAGUCAGAGACAGCGUCGUCCAUCUUGACUCUCAGAAGAAUAAACUCAUGUUUCCGUGUCCUUUCUCUCCGAUGAAGUAACUUCCUGUCCUCACACCUGCGUCUCCACGGCAACAGAGACGAACACCGUAAACCAACUUUAACAUGUAAAGCUGAUCUUAAUCUUGGCCCCUGUGCAGCAGAAACAAGGAACCGAUCCUUUACAAACAUUACUUAAGUAAAAUAACAUUUAUCAUCAUAAAAAAACGAUAGUAAUUCCGAUUUGUGCUUCAUGUGAAAAUCACCAAAUAAUAAAACGACACGAACGACAUGAACUCACACAACAUUUAUCUUAAUUUAUUUAUCUGUGUCAUUAUUGUCCUCUAUCAGUGUGUUAACAGAUCAAUGGUGACAUGGCUAUUCUAUACAUUUAGGGUCUGCAGAACAUGUUU